AUGCUGCGCGUUCUGAUUGCUCUGGUGACUGUCUUCAUCGUCUCGCGGCUCGCUAAGCUGCGCUCAGGCCUCAAAGCGGUGGACCAUCUUCCAGGACUUCGUUGUGCGUUCACGCCGAUAUCUGGAUGGGGUUUCGUCAUCCCAACAAGUCUCAAUCCAUUGCUCUUCAAUCCCGGGAGCAACUUCUUUUGGUCGAUGAAAUUCAAUGGAUUAUACCCGAAGUAUGACAUUAUUUCCAUUGUCCCAUGGCUUCAAGGACCCGCAACAAUAUUCGUGUCAUCCGUAGAGAUGAUGCGUCAAAUUAUAGGACGCACGGACGCUUUCGAUAAAUUGACAGAUAGCCCUGGCGUGUACUUAUUCGGCGAGAACGUCGCCAGUCUGCAGAGGGAAGGAUGGAAAAAACAUCGAAGAAUUCUCAAUCCAGCCUUCUCACCUAAACUAUACAAUAUGGUGUGGAAUGAAAGUAUCAGAAUAUUUCAUGAAAUGGCCACAUGUGAAGGAGAGUGGAAGGAUGCUCCUGUGGCUGAUGUUACUACUCUGACCGCUAGGUUUGCUCUCAUGGUCGUCUCGUCUUGUGCAUACGACUUUCGCUUCACUUGGUCUGACCCACUUCCCACUGCUGCGUCAGGAGGAGAGAAAACUAUCCGAGAAUGUUUCGACAUUGCGCUCAAUUCUAUUCCUAUCCGGCUCCUGGCCCCUAGAUGGGCGUAUUCUUUACCUUCUAAGAUGCUCCGUCGAGUAGACUAUGCUUUCAACAGGCUCACCUCGUUUUCCAAGUCACAGGUCGCUCUGCGCCGAGAGCAGAUGAUUAAUGGAACAAUGGAUAACGACAAUGGGCUUGGAAUGAGUGCAGUCUUCAAUACUCUCGUUAGGGCCGGCGAAGACGACGGCAGGUUUGCACUCAGUGAACGUGAAGUUGUCGGAAAUACGUUCACUAUGCUCUUCGCGGGUCACGAAACGACAGCUCGAGCAUUGAGUGCAACUUUGGCAAUGCUUAGUCUUCACCAGGAUGAGCAAGAACGAGUUUAUCAAGAAAUUACGCGAGUUUUACCUGACGGUCGUGAGCCGGCUUUCGAGGAUUUUGAUUCUUUCACCCACACCCGAAAUUGUUUCACAGAGGCCAUGAGGCUAUAUCCGCCUGCCUCCGUUAUCUUGAGGGAAGCCAUGCAAGAUGCUGUACUUUCGAUUACAGAUCGAGACAGAGGCAAAAAGGUGCGGGAUGUGAUAAUCAAGAAAGGCACGCUUACUUGCAUCGAUGUUAUUGGCAUACAUUAUAAUCCUCGUUAUUUCCCUGAUCCAGAAAUAUUCGAACCAUCUCGUUGGGAAGACAGUACUGUCAACACCGAUGCGUUCGUUGGAUUUGGCCAUGGACCUCGUGUGUGCAUUGGAGACAGAUUUUCGAUCGUCGAGAGCAUUUGCUUCUUGGUCAUGCUACUUCGCACCUGGAAGGUGGAAGUUAACUUGCUAAACAAUGAAACAUUGGAACAAUGGCGACAACGGGUCUUGACUGGGAAGAAUACAGUUACAUUAUGUUUGGGCGAAGUCUCUCUUAAGCUCACUAAGAGAUCGUGA
Messenger RNA from Serpula lacrymans var. lacrymans S7.9, 1572 nucleotides. RefSeq lists its product as uncharacterized. The record is from RefSeq and is a predicted model, not a curated record. Bases 1 to 1572 code for a protein of 523 amino acids. Lineage: Eukaryota; Fungi; Basidiomycota; Agaricomycetes; Boletales; Serpulaceae. The transcript is spliced from 11 exons. Gene Ontology annotation, molecular function: iron ion binding; monooxygenase activity; oxidoreductase activity, acting on paired donors, with incorporation or reduction of molecular oxygen.